Molecule: messenger RNA, 1020 nt
Organism: Rotaria sordida
Lineage: Eukaryota; Metazoa; Rotifera; Eurotatoria; Philodinida; Philodinidae
Source: the annotation of a GenBank genome assembly
AUGCAUCUUCAUCUCUGUUUAAUAGUUUGUCUUACUUUGUCUGCUGUUUAUAGUCGUGACAUUAAAAGUUCACAAAAACCAUUAUUAUCAGAGAAGUUUAUUAAUGGAAUAAAUACUGCUCAAUCAACAUGGAAAGCAGCACCAUCAAAAUUUAUGACAUGGUCAAAAGCUUCAGUAAAAAGAUUAAUGGGUGUUCUGCCAGAACAUUUUAUACAAGUAAAACAUUUGGAUCCACUUGUACAUGAUGUACCAAAGGAUCUACCAGAUAAUUUCGAUGCACGUGAUCAAUGGCCUAAUUGUCCAUCAAUUAAAGAAGUGCGAGAUCAAGGAAGCUGUGGUAGUUGUUGGGCUUUUGGUGCAGUUGAAGCUAUGUCCGAUCGUAUUUGUAUUGCAUCAAGUGGAUCACAAAUUGUACGUAUUUCAGCCGAAGAUCUUGUUUCGUGUUGUUUAUUGUGUGGUGAAGGUUGUAAUGGAGGUUUUCCAGUAGCAGCUUGGAAUCAUUAUAAACUUACUGGAUUAGUCACUGGUGGUAAUUAUAAUACAAAAGAAGGUUGUGAACCAUACACAAUUCCUGCAUGUGAUCAUCAUGUGAAUGGAAGUCUUCCACCAUGUCAAGCUGAAUUACCAACUCCUCGAUGUACUCACAAAUGUAUUGAUAGUUAUCCAACACCAUAUACUAAAGAUAGACAUCACGGUGCAAGUGUUUAUUCAAUUAGAUCAAAUCAGGAACAAAUUCAAACAGAAAUUAUGAAAAGUGGACCUGUUGAAGCUGCUUUCUCUGUAUAUGCAGAUUUUCUUACUUACAAAUCAGGUGUUUAUAAACAUACAGCUGGUUCUUUUCUUGGUGGUCAUGCUGUUAAGAUUCUUGGUUGGGGUGUAGAAAAUUCAACACCUUAUUGGCUCGUUGCUAAUUCAUGGAAUGAAGAUUGGGGUGACAAAGGUUUUUUUAAAAUUCUUCGUGGUUCAGAUGAAUGUGGCAUUGAAGGCAGUAUUGUUGCUGGUGCUCCAAAACUUAGUUAA